AUGGGCAAAGAGGGUGCGUUCAAAAUGUUCCUGCACAUAUUAAAUGGCGUAAUAACGGUCUUCAGUUUGGCUUUAGUGGCUGCAUCUAUCUGGUUCUACUGCGAAGUCGCCGACUUCACGACUCUGCGUAACAGCAACCAUUAUUUGUUGGAUUACAAAUUGUAUUGGCCCCAAACAGUGCCGUGGCUGUUCUUAAUCGUCAGUGUUAUAGUUCUGUGCGCGACCGCAUGCGGUUUCUCCGGCACCAGGAAAGGUAGCCGUAGUCUUUUGAUAGUGUAUAUAACGUGCCUAUCCAUUGUUGUGGUGUUACUCAUUACUGCCGCUGUUAUAUCGCUGGUGUUCGCCGACAACAAAUCCACCGAUGACUUCGUCAAGGACACUGUCUGGGACGUUUACUUCCAAUCGAAGACUGACAACGACGUGGCGACGGCUUUCGGCAAUAUAGAAAGGAAGCUCCACUGCUGCGGUGCAGACAGUCCGAGGGAUUACAAGAACUGGAAGGCGGAGUUCCCUGAGUCGUGCUGCGAUGUCUACUACCACGGCUUCCUGGACCCUUACACUAUUGAGUGCGAGUUCACGAACAAGCUGGCGAACGAGAGAUACGGGUGUUCGACGGUGGCAGCCCAGUACGCGAGGAUCGCCAUCAAGGUUAUGUCGGCCGCGGCCAUUCUUAUCGCUAUUAUUAGCAUGCUAGCUAUUGCUGUAGCUGUCGCGUUGUCGAAGGCUUUGACGAAACAACCCAAAGAGAUGUCCGUGCAAUACGAGUCGGAGAGCAAGAGGGUCUUAUUGUAG
Parnassius mnemosyne (clouded apollo) is the source of this 792-nucleotide messenger RNA. Lineage: Eukaryota; Metazoa; Arthropoda; Insecta; Lepidoptera; Papilionidae. The record is from the annotation of a GenBank genome assembly.